CCUUACCAGCUGUAGGGGCUGAGCUUACAGUGCCUCUCACGAUCACGGCUGGAAGCGACGGACCGGGAGCAGCCGCUCUUUGAUGUGCGUCUCUCUCUCGCCUUCCCUUGGAUGUAUCGUGUCAGUUCUUCCAUUCACGAUAAAGGGAAACUACAAAACAGGAACAUGUCUAAUGCACGCAUAAAACGAAAGUGUAUAACAUUUCAAAUUCUGAUUUAUAGAAACCUGACUAUCACGGGCAAAGGCUACGGGAACAUGAGUCUCUAGAUAAAUAAAUGUAAAAGUAUUUUCCGUGAAACAUCGUAUGCCAACAAAUUCCUGCCAGGGGCAGGGGUGUGUACGAUGAAGCAUUUAAUCGUAGUGUGCCAGCUGGCAAUACUGACUAAAGUCCUAUACUGCCAUCAUUUCGAGAAAUUUGACGCCCCUACUUCGCCCAUUGAAAAUGUAGCUCAGCUUGUGAUGUCCCUUCAGCAGGAGGUGUCCAAUGUCCGGAGGGAACUGCGGAAUCGAAUGGACACCAUGAAGUACGAGCUGACUUGUGAAAUUCGCAACAUCAAGGAUGCACUCACUAAACAAAAGGGAGAGCUCAGUGCCAAGGUAGAUGCCCUCAGUCUCGAACUAACAGCUUACAGGAAAAGGUUGAAGAGAGGGCUCAAACGCAUUGGGAUGCAAAACGAUGACCUCAAAGGCGAACUGCGAUUGCAGAAGGCCGAGCUGACAGCAGUGAAAGGCAACGUCCACGACACUCGGGUGCAAGUCAUCGACAGAGGGAACUUGUUGCUGCAGAAGGUGAACACCACGAACAACUCGUUGGUCUGCCACCUCACUGACUUACGAAUUAAGUUAUUCAAAAUAAACAACAACCUCGAAUUCAUCUCCAAUGAACACAAGGAACUCAGGGAAAUUAUUACCAGACGCUAUCACCAGCCCAAGACUUACAACAGUGAAGACUACGGAGAACGGGUCCUACCCGGCUGCACUUACACCCCCUUAGACACACUGGAUUCCGAUUAUCACUUUAAUGGUACAUACAAUGCAUCUUUGACACGGGGACCUAAGGGCCAACCUGGGAUUGGGGUUACGGAAAAAAGUUGGGACAAAGAAGGCGUCACCGACAUCAAGAGUCUCUUUCCCACGAUGCCCGAAGACUGUAAAGAUGACAAGAAGAAAUACUUGGAGUAUGCACCAAUACCUCGUGACUGCAAACAUGGCUUUGAUCUUGGUUUCAUGGAGGAUGGCGUCUAUCGCAUUCAGCCUCCAGGACUCUCCUCUCGGGAGGUUUACUGUGACCAUCAUACUGCAGGGGGCGGCUGGACGGUUAUGGUGGCCCGGCGCAAGAUGCCCAGACAUAUUCUCUUCAAUCGCACUUGGCACGAGUACGAGGUGGGCUUCGGUGAUCCUGAUAAGGAAUACUGGAUAGGGUUGAAGGCUCUGCAUGCACUGACUGAGGGACGGCCACAUCAACUGAGAGCCGAUAUGGAAGACUGGGAAGGAAGUACAGCUUGGGCAUCGUACUCCUUCUUCUCUGUGGCAGGACCAGAGGACAAGUACCGGAUGAAGGUGACAGGAUACACGGGGACAGCGGGGGACAGUCUGCGUCACUCCAAUAUGCAGAUGUUCUCAACCCUGGACAGAGACAACGACCAAGAAAACUGUGAAAGCAAGGGCAACUGUACAUCUAUGUUUCCAGGGGGUAGCUGCACAAAAGGUCGUGGGGGAGGCGGCUGGUGGUGGGGACGGUGCGCGUGCGCACAGCCGACUGGCCAAUACCGACGAGGACGCUACCAAGGACCCGAAACUGGUAUCACAUGGUGGCACUGGAAGGACUCAAACUACUCCCUCAAGACCCUCAUUAUUAAGAUACGACCACUGGAAUGAUAUGAUGAUGAACGUCUGACACCUCCACACCACGUGAAGUUGCCCUUGAUGUCUCCCGUGAAGGCGGCUGACCUGCAGUUGCAGUUGCAGUCCCUCCUGGGAUUCAACCAAGGAAGUAGUAGUAGUACCAGCAACUUGGAAACCCAUCUGAUUCUGUCUCUCCUCAUGUGUUCCUUCUUCCCAGUUUUCUUUCCACGAGCUAUGGUGUGAUUUUCAUCAGUCUCUUUCUGCAGGAAAAGGUAGUCUCCACUGUUACCCAGACCCCUUUGGCAUGGGAGAUUCUUCAAUCCUUCUUCCAAAAAGAAUCUUCCAGUCUUAUAAAACUGCUUCCCAAAUAAACACGGAUCAUAUUCUCACACAUGUAGGUGCUGAAUGUUCAACUUCAACGCAAGUUCCUUUUACUUGUGCUAUAGUUUGUAGGAAUUGCAUUUCAUGGCUCCUUCGCCACCAAAAGAAUGUCACAAUUCAAACUCAUAGCCAUUUGGUAAAAAUGACAAAAAAACUAUAAAUAUUAAGAAUUGGUAUCAGCCUAAAGGAAUAUACAAUAUUCCGUAUUCUCGUCCUACUUCCGUCUAAUGUGAUGUCUAAAAAUUAGGUGUUUCAAGUUCCUCGAUAAUAAAUUAGUUAUUAAAUCUAUUUAAAACAAAACGCAAUAAAUCAUUAUUCAGUUUUAAAAAGGUCAUCCUAUAUAUUUUGAUAUAGAGUUAAUAGACCACUAUGCAUAAAUGAAAAUACAAACAGUUCCAGAUCACUUUCAACACAUCCACACUCGUACACUCUUGCACAAACAAAAUACUACUCUUACAAUAGUGUCAAUUAGAAUUAAAAAUACUAAGCAGGUUUAACAUAGGCUUGUCAUUCUAAAUGUCAAUGUGUUCAUCUUCGUGAUAAUAAAUGUACUAGAUUACUAUAUAACAGAUGCAUGUUAACAGUUAGCACACUGAAUGGCUAUAAUUAUUAUUAUUAUUAGUAGUAGUAGUAUAAUAAGUUACAAAGCAAAGAAACUUUUCGGUUGAAAAUAGCUUCCUGAUAAGCCUUCGGACAAGCAUCCCUAUUGCUAUUAGUAUUCUGAUUUUCCAUUCAUUACAUUAGGCAAAAAACAUUAUUAUUACUUAUUAUUAUUAUUAUUAUUAUGUCGUGAGCCAUACAGCAACGCACUGGAGAAAAACAGUAUUAUUCUCACAAUAUCUUGAAAGGGUUGGCGUAUACAACCAAGUUCGAUGCUUAUCUAUGUGCAUCGAACAAAUCCUACAUCCUAAACAUCCAGACAUAGCUAUGACUCACGGCAACUUUCAAUGAAAACCUGCUUGAACUCCCUCCAGUAUUAUUUCGAAAAUACAGCACAUUCAGUUAAUAAGGGAGAAGGCGUAUUCCAUUACGGUAUGUAUAUAUAGCUUAAAAGUUCAAUAUCCACAGCACGUCCUGGUAUUAUCAGUUAGUUGUUUACUUUUCGAAGGGAUGUCCCCAUACUACAGUAAAGCAUCUCAUAAACUCAUAUCGACAACUGAUCUCAUUCGUGUCAUAAAUAGAUUGAAAACAAGUCAACAACCACAAUGGCGAAGGAACCUUUGGUAAACGCUGGAUAAUCGUAUAAUGCACUACCACUAAGUCCUUGAAGUGUAUCCAACUUCUUUGUGAUGUGCGUGUAGUAAGUUACCUACAUGUGUCUAUGAUGUUUUGCUGUAGUGUGGACGCAUUCUAACACCCUCUGUAAUUUGUAUUUAGUGUACAUUAGCGAAUGUGAUAUGAAUGUGUAUCAGUGGUUUAAAGAAUCUAGCUUAUAAAAAAUUGUAAUACUCUUAACCAGGCUUGGGUGGCUGCUAAGGUGAAGUUACGAUGGCUUUACAAUGCUCUCCAAUCUCCCAAACAAAAGUGACGCAGUUGACACUAACGGUAAAAGAAAGAAAAAAUAACUACUUAUUCAAAAGACAUCUCAGUAUGGUCUACUUCUAAGCGAAAUUAAAAAAAGGAGUCAACCUUAAACAUUCAGCAAAAAGAAUUGUGCGAUAUAUCUUACCACUCGUUACCAGUUUUCCUGAAGUAGUUACUUAACAAGGUGGGUAAGACAUAAAAUGAUUGAUUUGAAAGGAUAAAUAGAUUCAGUAAAGGAAACUGACACACAAAAGAAUUUUAGGGAUACUUUUUCUUGUCCAAGAUCAGGAAAACAACAUUAUGUGCCAACAACUCGCACGCCUCUUGCUUUGAUGUGUUGACAAAAGAAUCAAGUUUAUCAGCAUUAACCAUUGUCUCAUGUCUCCACAUAAAUAGCAAAAUUGCUAAGGCCACACAAUAGUGACCAUCUUAGCCUGGUUAGUUCUGGGGUGAUUGAUACACUCUCUCCAAAGCAAAAUCCCUAGAAAACAGAAUUCACCUUUUAUUCUCUGUAAUGGAGACAAAUUUCAACUCCAUCUCUUCUUCAGACUAUCACUGGGUAGAUACAGAUAUCAGAUGUUUCGGUAAUCGACAUGGCAAUAGUGUUUAAGGUUAUCUUAGCAUAUCAGUCAUCAUGAGUGACAUUUUUCUCUAAACAAUAGCGUAAAGCUGCCAUGUUAUCUGAAAACUGAACAACCCCUCAUGGGGUAUCUAGCAUGUGUACAUCUUUUGAAGUUGCAGUCUUAGCAGCUAAAUGUCAGGCGUUCAGAUUAUUUUUUCAUAUUCAAGUCUCUAUGAAUCCCAUUACUUCCUUUCUAAAUUUUAGGUUUCCCUUGUGGGUAAUCUACAGUUUUAUUUUCAGUUUGCUCCCACACAAUACACUGCCACCUACUGUAUUACCUGCCCUGGCAGGUGGCUGUUAAUAUAAGGCUUUUUAAUCUCACAUGAAUGUACAAACCACAAUUUCUCUUCUUUAAAAUAUGGUGCCAACAAAACCCCACAGCCUCCCUUCUAAACAAUUUUAUCCCAAUGCACCAUUAACCCAAGCAUAACAGAGGAAUGUUGUGAUUACAAUUAUCUUUAAGAGGUGAAACUAAAACAACGCCUGAGGCAAAUCACACCAAAACAGACCUACCACAAUUCUGUAAAUGUGUUGUAAAUAAUAUUCCCAAUACUCAUAUGAAAAACUGCAAAUGACAUUCUAAGCAAAGAUAACUGCCAUUACUUGUGAAAGAAAGGUCUUUCAAAUUAUACCCAUGAUUGCCGAAUGAAGUAACAGUUUAGAUGUCAAGAGUGCUUCCAUAUGUGGGGAGAAGCAAAUCAAGGUGCAUAUGAUGCUGAAAGUUAGAUACCAGAAAUGAUUUGCAAAUGAAAAAUGACGACUUACGCAUCUGAAGGCUUAGGGUUGUCACAAUCCAUAACUGGUUAGAAAUGCAAAUAUAGACUUUAAUAUAAUGGAUACCUUCAAAAUCAAAAUAAUGACCAAACAUGUAGAGCUAAAUAGAAGCUUCAUAUAGCACCAUGGAAUGUUCUAAUAAUGUUUGUCUCCAGGAGAAAAAAACAAGUCAAAUCAAUUAACAUGGUUCAUAUUUGCAUGACUAGUGCUUUGAGAUACACAUGGUAACAUAUAUGUUUGCAUGUACUGUGCACAUACAUAACCAGAGGGCCUUCAGAUUUAGUUAAGAUUCAAAGAAUAGUCUCUGUGCUUUGAAAGAUAUAUUACAAAUAGAAGUAACCACAUGUAACACAAUCAACAACAUAUGAAGUAUGCUAGAGAUAAAAAUAAGUAAGACUGAUCUAUCACAUGCUAAGAAAAGAAUAAACGAGAACACGUGUCAUGUCAAAAAGAGCAUUCAUGACGCUGCGAGCAUCUGCGUAGUGAGCUUUAAGUAGAAUUUAAGAAUGAAUCGCGGUGUAUGAGAGAUGUAUGGUGUGAAUAUGGUGGGAAGUUGACGGGCUACACAGAUGUGACCACACAAAUAGAGGUGCUAUUGAUGUACGUACGUAUAAAUUAGGGCUAAGUUGAAACGCUGUUUGUAGAGACUUUAGGGGAAUAACGGUGUGGAAGGCGCGCAUUAGGUAGGUCUAGGCUUCAGAUGUAGAGGUGGAAAUCGCCCCUUUCAAUAGCCUUAUGUGAUUUUAAAAGUGUGAAAUAGAGUUACACUGUAAGAAUGAUAGUCAGGUGAAAGUAGUGAUCCUGUUCUCAUUUGUUGAGUAUGAUUAAAAAACCUUUAUGUGGUCUGUCCGAAAUGUUUCUGUCCGAAAUGUUCAACUAAGUUAUAAUGAAGAUUCAGUUUUCCGAUUCCACAUUAAUCCAAAUUGCCUUUUCAUUAACUAAAUCUCUGAAGAAACAAAGAAGACAAUUAAUGUAUGGAAAUUAUUUGGUAAAUACUAGAGUAUUUCUUGAGUUUUCUCAUACUGACAAGUGUUAGCAUCAAUGGAUCAAGAAAACGACAACUAAUGAAAAUUGGUCCCUUUGACAUUAAAGACAAAAACAUGAGCAUCAUGCCAGCACAGAAAGGGAGAAACUGGGUAUGUUCAUAUGAUGAAAGUUCAACAUCAGCCCGGAGCCAUUUUUUUCUUGUAACACAUCCUUGACAAGUGACAACACUCAGCAGGAUCUGUUAAUAUGUACGGUGGUUACACAUACCUACUGCCAAUUUUCUAGAGAUAUAAGCUUAGAUAUUAUACCCUACAUCAUAAUAACACUGCCAUGCACGUUUCAUUGUACUUUAUUUGGGCACUUCAAGAAUUGCUGUCAUUGAUGCACAUCCUAUGCAAUACAGCAAUGUCUUCAAUCACCAGUUACUUCCAGAUAUCUGUAUUUGGUGUUAGCUAUAUAGCAUUUUUGAAUCAUAGGCUAAUAGAUGUGAUUUAGAAACUCGGGAUGUAGAAUCAACAUAUUCCAUGGGAGAACACACUCCACUGAGAUCAUCUGUCAGUACUAUAAGUUAUACCCUGCAGGGUGCGAGGCUUCCUGUGAGACAAUCGCAAUAUAUGACGGGUUUACCAAUGUAAACCCGUCAUAACAUAAUCCUCAUAACAGAAGAGAUCUCUUAAGGAACUGCUUGCACAUAACUUCACGCGCGCAUCCUAAUCUUAGAUGUUCUAUCACAGAGAUCCUUCCCGUUACAUUUCUCUAUUUCGGUCCUUUCCCUCGCCUUUGUUCUACAAUCACUAUCUAAUUAGCCUCCCAUGCAAAUGUGCAUGGCCAAUUCACUUGCAUUCUUUACACAGUUAAGAGUGUCAGCACUUGCUCUUGACAUAAAGCUUUAAUUUUUUCAUCAUGUACUCCUUUACUUACAUCUCCAAAGAGUCCCAUCUGUAAGUCAUUUCUCUUCAUAAAUACGCAUUACUUUGACUGUGGAAAUAGCUUUCCAAAGAAUCAUACUAAUAACCAUGUGAAAAGCUUUUCUUGGCUGAGUUUACUUAUUAAUGCUUUUUCUCUCCUUACAAUACUCAGCUGCAUGAUUAUAAACCAGAAUUAUACUAUGGACCAGCUUUUUGUUCCUCAGCUACAUGCAUUUUCUAUUUUUGGAUGCCUUUAAGCUUAAGUAGAAUAUAAACUUAUUCAAGAGAGCAAGAUACAUUACAAAACAUAAUUUGACAUUCCCUAUAAAGGACUUAUAUAUCUAUAACCAAAAAGCUUUAUCUGUAAAAAUUUAAUAAGAACUUAGCCAGUGGUAUGAAGCGCAUGCUGCCAUUACACACGAUGCAAACUCCAAAUCACAAUUAAGAACUAAAUCUCCAUCACUUCGGAUACGAAAUUUCCCAUGAAAGACACAUCAUCAAAUGGAAGAUACACUGUUCACUGACAGACUUACGAUUCUUCAACUUGUUGGACUAAAAUUGAAGGACCACACAACUCUACUACUGUAUAUCCCGACAUUAGGUUUGCUUGCAGGGCUUAUCAACUUGCCAGAGUAGUAGAAGCCUAAAAUACAGUCAAGCUUACAGACACCUCCGUCAAAUCUUAUAGAAACAUUCCAAAAUACUUUCACUAUUCUUACAGCCUGGUGAAUGACUUGCUCUGAAUUAUACACGUAGCCUCUUUACUAAACUCAUUUCAUCUCUGUGCAGUUUUAGUAGAUGCACAUACAUUAUCCCUCAAAUGUGUUAAAUUAUUACCAAGCCCUUGGGAUCUAUUAGUUUUUCAACACCGCUGGACUCCACCACCCUGAGUGUCUCCAACCUUACUUGCUUUUGAUUCGCGACCCCAUUAAUCCUGGCAGUAAAUUCUAAUCGAGACUGAGCAGCCAGCAGUAGGCCUUACGUUCCUAUAGGCAUCAUCAUCAUGUCUUUCAUAGAAAGAUUAUCAUUCUGCAAAACAUUCAGACCUUCUGCUCUUGACAGACUGAUUUCAAUCUCAAAGUUGGAUCACCUAAAUCAUUUUGGCGUUAAAAAAGGAAAACAGAUUUCCCUAUGGUCUUCAAAAUAAUUACUCUCUCCCGCCCAACAUCCAGUAUCAAAAUGAGUCUUAAGACUAGCCGUAGAGAACAUUAUGAAGAAAUUCAAAUAAACAUAUUGACAAGUAGAUUGUUGUAUCGCCAACUGUCUUUUGUACGCUUGGCAUGUGAGACAUCUGCCUUACUGUAACAGUUCCUCUUAAGCACAGACAUCAUUCACCUUUCACCUACACAGCUUACCUUCGUUUUUACUCGAGCCAAUUUCAACUUCCAUUGAGAGUAGCACUCCCGAAUUAUAAUCAUUCAUACACUUCAGUUUAAAGACUUCAAAGGAUGAAAGGUUUACAGGCAACUCUCCAGCUGAAGAUUGUGAUUCUAGCUCACCGCGAAGACUGUGACGUCUACAAAGUUGUGCUUGAGGAUUGCCGGCCAUUGAGGGUUCUUUCUGGCCGUUGUUCUCCUUCAUGGCCAUAUGCUCAAUCUGCAUCCCAUUAAUGGAGCAAUUUAUUUGUCACUGUGUCAUUCACUGUAUGUUGCUGUUGUCGAUGUUUUAAUGUAUCUUCCACAAUUGUCUGGGAAAUAACCAGCCACGUUUGCACAUCUGAAUGAUUGGACAAGCACAAACAUUGACGUUUUAUUCUAUAGUCUAUCAAGUUCUAGUCACAUUAAAAGCUUAUGAUGCAAAAUUCCAAGUUGGAAAUGUGGGGUUUUUCCUAAACAUAAUAAUUAAUGUUGAAUAAUAAGAUGUCUUUCAACCAAACUCUUCGCAUGCUGCUUUCCAUGAAACUCGGUUAAACUUCUCUCUUGAUGUCACCAUAGCAUUUGAAAGCCAACUGAGAGAGAUGAAACUAGACAACUGUAGGUCCAGUUUACUAAUAUAUAUAUAUAUAUACUUUAGGCUGUCCUUAACAAAUAGCAGCAAACAUUAUACAAGACUGUGUUCCCUAUUCGAGUUUACAACUUACUUUCAUCUAGACCUCCUCAACAGAAUAAACAGUAAAACGUUCCACUUCCACCAGUCACAGAAACAAAUGUGUCUACUACACACACAAACAAAUAGGCACACACAUUCAAACAUCAUAACAUUGUAAAUUAGAGUACGUCGAGUUUAAAAACAUAAGAGCUCUUAAAGGUAAACAGGUUAACUUUUAAUCAAACCAAAUAAAUGAAUAACUUAAGAAAUGUGGAAGAAAUGUCCUCAGUCCAACCAAAACUUGCUCCUCAAAUGCCAGUACGUGUUUGCGCUAAUUGGAAUCAUUAUUCUUCCUAAACAUGCAAUGUUCAGGAAAUUCGGUAACGUGGUACUUGGCAGCUGAGCACUAUCCUUUAAAAAUGUGGGUUACACGAACACACGUCUACAGAUGUAUACAGUAUUCACAAUGCAUAUAUUGAAAUACAAAGAAUUCAUAUGUAAUAGCUGUUGCAUGAGAGACAGCCGAUAUUGUUUACAUUGAAUUCAUUACAUUGUGCACGGAAAAGGCGGGUGUAGGUAUACAGCAUGCAAGA
Molecule: messenger RNA, 9662 nt
Organism: Macrobrachium nipponense
Lineage: Eukaryota; Metazoa; Arthropoda; Malacostraca; Decapoda; Palaemonidae
Product: ficolin-2-like
Exons: 6
Coding region: 343-1878 (511 amino acids)
Source: RefSeq, a predicted model, not a curated record